UCUGAAAGCCGUGUGUACGUCUGAAGGAAUCUUUGCGUGUUUAACGGCAGACUACUCCUUUAUUAAUUAUGCAGCAGUCCUCGCCCCCCCAGACGGGUCUCGUCAAGUAGCUGCGCGAGCUACUAUAACCCAAGCCGCUGUGGCUGCUGCACGGGGAGGCACCGUUUGGAAAUAGAGCAGCAAAAAAAUACCGUAAAUUCGUUCAAUAGAAAGCGGUUCACAAACGCAGACUCUCGACCACGAAAGGAGAAACACAGAUAGGAAAGAAAACAUUAAUAAAUCGUAUUUUAAUGUGAACGUGGAAGGAAACUAUUCCCACGGAAAGAUGCGAGGAAGAAGCAUAUUCUUGUUGGUUGUUUACGCCUUGUUCCAGCUCGAGAUUGCAGGGUGCUUCUCCGGGGACCAUGGCGGCUUCGCCACCGCGCAGGAGCGCGAGCGGCGGCGGUGGCGGUCACAGUGGCACCUCCAGGAGAGGGGUUUGGGUUUGGACCUGGACGUCGGGGGGAGGCACGGGGGCCCCUUCCACUACCUGUCCCGCGCCAGGAUCGGCAAGCUGCACCCCCCCGCCGCCGCCCCUGCCGCCGACGCAGCGCCGCGGUCCCACUUCCGCCAGGCCCCCCGAGGGCAGGGCAUCAGCCUCCUGGCCCAAACCGGGCAUGAGGUGGAGCUGGAGAACGCCCCGGUCUCAGCCCAGCACAUCGUCACUGUGGCUCUGCAGGUGGACGUCCGCAAGCUGAACGCGACCCUGCUCCGCGCGUUCCGGGACGGCGUGGCGGCCGCCCUGGACCUCCCGCCCCGCCUGGUGCACAUCAACCGCCUCAGCGAGAGGAAGAACGGCAUCGAGCUGUACGUGUCAUCGGACCGGCCCGGAGCCACAGAGCCCGUCCCGUCCGAGGAGGUGAUCCGCUCCCUGAACAUCAACGUCCUGCACAGGAGCCUGGAGCCGUUUGGGGUGACCGAGGUCACGCCUGAGAAGAAUGUUCUGCAGGGGCAGUACGAGCGGGACGACGUGUGGACCAAAGAGGGAUUUUACGCCGUGGUCAUUUUUCUCACCAUCUUCAUAAUCAUCGUCACUUGUUUGAUGGUCCUGUACCGGCUGAAGGAGAAGGUCGAGUACCCCGAUCGGCAGCUGAAGGAGGCCCCCAGCCGGGACGUGCACCUGGCCCCCGUGCCGGUGCGGACCGCGCCCCCCCCGCCGGCCCCGCCGCGGACCGGCCCCAGCAUGGUGCGGGCCGCCCCGGCCCCCAAACCCGCCAGCGCCUGCGCCGCCGCCCCCGCCAAGCCCUGCCCCUCUGCCGGCCCCUCCCCCUUCAGGAUGAAGCCUGCCGCCGGGCUGCAGGAGAGGCGGGGGUCCAACGUGUCCCUAGUUUUGGACAUGAGCGCGCUGGGCGCGGUGGAGCCCCUGAGCUGCGCCCCGGCCACGCCCCGCGAGCGGGUCGCCCUGGAGUACCUGCACACGGCCGGCCGCGCCCUGUCCCGCCAGCAGCUCCGCGACAUCGCCCUCAACACGCAGCGGCUGCACGCCGAGUUCGUGGAAAUUCCGAUGAAUUUUGUGGAUCCCAAAGAACUGGACAUUUCCAGUCACGGAACUAAGAACAGAUACAAGACCAUUUUGCCAAACCCCCAUUCCAGGGUGAUCCUGAAGACCAGGAACACGUACGACCCCCUCGGCAGCUACAUCAACGCCAACUACAUCAGAGGUUACCUGGGAGACGAGAGGUCCUACAUCGCCACCCAGGGCCCCAUGAUCAACACGGUGAACGACUUCUGGCAGAUGGCCUGGCAGGAGGACUGCCCCGUCAUCGUCAUGAUCACGAAGCUGAAGGAGAAGAACGAGAAGUGCGUUCUGUACUGGCCGGAGAAGCGGGGGAUCUACGGCAAGGUGGAGGUGCUGGUGAACGGCACGCGGGAGUGCGAGCACUACACCGUCCGCAACCUGACCGUCAAGCAAGGGGGCCAGAGCCGCAGUGUUAAGCACUACUGGUACACCUCCUGGCCCGACCACAAGACCCCCGACAGCGCCCAGCCGCUGCUGCAGCUCAUGGCGGAGGUGGAGGAGGACCGGCUGGCCUCGGGCCCCCGGGGGCCCGUCAUCGUGCACUGCAGUGCUGGGAUUGGCCGGACCGGCUGCUUCAUCGCCACGACGAUAGGGUGCCGUCAGCUGCAGCAGGAGGGGGCCGUGGACGUGCUGGGCAUCGUGUGCCAGCUCCGAGUGGACAGGGGAGGGAUGAUUCAGACAGGGGAGCAGUAUGAGUUUGUGCACCACGCUCUGAGCCUGUACGAGAGUCGUCUGUCAGCUGAAGCAGGCCAGUGAGGCGGGAGGAAGAAUCAUGAGGUAAUCUCGUUACCCUGGUAACUGUCACUCAAACCUAGGAGCCAUCCUGUGGGGCAACUGCGGAAUGAACUGACCUGGCGUCAAAAAAGAAGGGAACAGAUCACACCAGAAAAAGAAGGACAAUAGUCCGUUAACGAAUGUACUGUGUCCUGUCCCCUUCUCCUCCUCCUCCUCCUCUUCGUCCUGUCUGUCUCGUAAGUGGCUUCUUAACGCCCUGUAACAAGCUCUGCCUCGUUGUCACGGCAACGACACAGGCUCCGCCCACUCUGCCAGCUGUACCGACAGUACACCUACAUCUUGGACCUCUAUCGGCUAUUACGUGUUCUUGUAGAAUUUACUAAUGGCUGUUUUUUAUGUAUUUAUUUAUUUGAAUACGUUUUUCCUGUAUCGAGUUAAUAUUACUAAUCAAAGUUGAUAAUCAAAUUUUAUUUUGAUUGUUCAAUGUUCAAUCAUUUUUUAAAAAAGAUCUUAGAAUGUCACCUUUGCUUUGAAGAGGGUGCAAUAAGGAAGACUGUUAUAAUCACGGUGUGCUGCAGGUGACUCAAGGCUUCUGCUCUUGAGGUCACAGUGAGUAAAUGGAUUAUUUUUUUUGUGGGAGGCAUGAUGCAGCAGCUUGCUUUAGGAAGAGAGUAUUGGCGUUUUAUCCGGCAACAAGGGGACCUCAUUCCUACCAAAUACCAACUCAUCUUUAUCUAAACGCAGGCAUAUUCCUUUCCUUGGAAUACCAUGAGCGUCAGUACUGCGUCAGUGCUGCGUCAGUACUGUACUGUUCCCCUGUCAGUCCAGGCACCAUGCAGUACAGUGAAUCUGCAAGUGCAGUUCAUGCCAAAGCGUACUACUUUGUUCAAAGGGGCCUGUAUGUCUCGUUUUAAUCAUCAUUAAGCAUAUUAUCACUUACUCUACCCUAAAAAGUGUGAGGCUAAGUCUCGCUUUGAAUGAAAAUAAGCUUUAGAUUUUAGGCAUGAGCAUAGAAUCGGUUUUCAAAUUCAUACCUUUACUGUAUUGACUGUUAUAGGAAGCCUUUUGACUGCACGGGGCAGUUUGUCCCUGAAUUACACUUUACCUUGUAAAAUACCAAAAAAACAUACACAGUACUUAAUGAAGGUUAAAAUCACAGUCCAAAUAUUUGACGGUGUAGUCAGGUGAAGUAUAAAGCUUUCGGAAACUGAAAACGUAAUCAUAUUUUUGUAAAAUGACAUUUUCAAAAAACGUUUCACGGUUUUAAACUCGUAAUCUUGUCAGUAUGGGAUUAUGAGCCGCGAUGCUUUUGCAUGUACUUCAUAGGAGUGCAUUUAUUGCAUUUGUACUGUAGUUAUCAAACACAUGUACAUUAAACCUGUCUAUACCCUCUGCUCCGUCUAAUGAGCCAACUCUGUUUUGUAGGAGAAAUGCUCUAUUUAAACUUUAGAGUUGGGCAACAAAUGAUAUUGUUCCAAGUCGGUCGCUUUUCAGCUUGUUGAUAUUAAGUAAGAUCUUGGAAUGCCACGAUGAGCUGUUUUUCGGUGCUAAAAAAUGAUCCCAUUGGACGGUUGCAUUCCGAGAGCUGCCAUUCGCUGCGGGAAGCCAAAGUGUGAUGCACUUGUUUUCACGACCAAUUGAAUCGACUCCCGAGUCUUUUUAACCGACUGCGAAUCUCAUUCACAAGUACAACAAGAACAAGGCCCAAAGUGGUGCUUCUCAGAUCCCCGUCUGGUGCAAACGCUAAAGGGGAGACCUCUAGUCUGUUCCCAAAAGUCCUGUUAUGUAGUAUCAUGUUUAUUUUACUAGAUGGCAGCACACUAUAUUGACCUAAGUUUAUAAUAUAGGUGUUGUUUCCAUGCCAUAGGCAUCUCAAACUUUAAAACAUUGCAAGAAUGUGCGAAGGAGGCUUUCCCCUUAUAAGCGACACUAAGGAGCAUGACCUCCCCUACCAUUUAACUUCAACAUUAUUUUUUUUACAGGGUAACAUCAUUAUUUUUUUCUAAACUGCCAUCAUAACUACAUGCAGUAUACAGACAGAGAAAUCCGGUGAGAGGUUGUGUUACGGCAUAUUUGUGCCAUUAUUUUUAGCGUGCGUGACCAAUGGUGUAUAUCAACUUCUUUUUGAGGUGCUUGUCUCCCCAACUGCCUCGAAAUUCCGGUAGCAACUCGCAGUUAAGCUUCGUGCUUCUCGGACGAACCGGGUGUGAACGGAUGCGCACGCACACCCGCAUGCCCGCCGCACGCGUCGGGUCCUCGCGUAACCAGGCCUUUACCCGCUGAGAGAUCGUGCUCCGAGAGGAAGGUGAUCUGCUUGUGAAUGCUCGUCUUUAUUUACGGUACGGUGCGUUUAUUGUGGAGGAGUGUGUACGGUACACGCAAAAAGUGCUAUUAACAAGUUAUGUGGCUGGCGUACCAUUUUACCACAUAAGGAUCUUGCUGCUACGACUGCAAGUGUUUUAUCUUUAAAAUCUUACAAAAUAGGAGGGAAGGAAGAUUGUUGUCUGACAAUGAGAAUUUUAUGGAAACAUUUUUGUAUGUAUUGUUUUUUUAAUUUGUUAUUAUUAUUAUUAUUAUAAAUAUUAUUAUUACUAUUAUUAUUAUUAGUGAUAAAGGUUUCAAAAGAUGAUAUUAAUCUGUUUAUAUUACGAUCAUGUAGCAGGUACAAUGCACAAUGCCCAUUUACUCGUGUUUAUAAAUCAGAAACGUUGAUGUAUACUGUUUACCGUUUGUAGCGAUUAUCCACUGUGUGGGCCUCUGGUUGCGUGAGCCAAUCCCAGUCCUGUGUUCCUAUAAACUAUUAAUCCAGAUGAAUGUUGUGAUACUUUCACCGUCUAAUAUGACUAUAAUUGUAAACUAUUUAUAAUCGGUAUCGAUAUGCUGUACAUACGUAUGCCUCAAAUGACACGCAAGGAGGGGGGAAAGUAUCGAAUCGAAUGGAAUGGCUGUUUAUGGGCGUGGCCCCUGACUGGAAGGAAUGCGAGCCUGUAUUUAGCACACCUGGGGUUUUAUCUGUGGUUAAUAUUGACUUUUUGUUUCUUUGACAGAAAAAGAAACUUCAAAAUAGAAGAGCAGAUUGGUGUGGAAGGGCAACAGUCGGUUAAAGAAAGCUUUUGGCAGCUCAGAUAUUGUAGCUGUAUUUCUGAGUUGAUGCUCAUUUUUCUCAUCUCCGCAGAGUAAGGCCAUUUGUGGGUAUUUAGGCCUUCACACGGUGUAUUCAGUGCCGUUCAGGAGGAGCCCAGGUGUGCUAAACCAAGCCAUACCAUGAAGCUUUCAAAAGGAUUGUUCCGUGUAUUUGUAUACUGAUUUUUAAUCAAGUGUCAUUAUAAUGUCUUUGUGGGAAAAAAAUGUUAUUUCCUUGGAUAGACUGAGCAGUGUACUUCUACGCAGACUACUCUGUGUUGUUUCCUAAGCGGCUGACUUUAUAUUCUGUACUGCCAAUAAACUGAUACAAUUUUAAA
Messenger RNA from Anguilla rostrata (American eel), 5754 nucleotides. RefSeq names its product protein tyrosine phosphatase receptor type R (gene ptprr). The coding region runs from base 326 to 2314 and encodes 662 amino acids. Gene Ontology annotation, cellular component: cytosol; cell junction; plasma membrane. NCBI's taxonomy places the organism in Eukaryota, Metazoa, Chordata, Actinopteri, Anguilliformes, Anguillidae. Gene Ontology annotation, biological process: signal transduction; peptidyl-tyrosine dephosphorylation. The record is from RefSeq and is a predicted model, not a curated record. The transcript is spliced from 14 exons. Gene Ontology annotation, molecular function: protein tyrosine phosphatase activity; protein kinase binding.